AUGGUUGAAUUUUAAGAUUAAAAUAAAGUUUAAGUGAAAAUAUCAAGCUUUAUUGAUAACUACAAGAUAUCAGAUAUACUAUUAGCCUCCUUCAACUAUCAAUCAAUUCCCUGUUUUGAAUUUUUACAGCAAUUCAGAUAUCGUAGAAGUAUAUUCAGAAAAAGGCAUAAAUAUCAAUGA
This is a messenger RNA of Tetrahymena thermophila SB210, 180 nucleotides long. RefSeq lists its product as hypothetical. NCBI's taxonomy places the organism in Eukaryota, Ciliophora, Oligohymenophorea, Hymenostomatida, Tetrahymenidae. The transcript has 3 exons. The record is from RefSeq and is a predicted model, not a curated record.